This is a messenger RNA of Lagenorhynchus albirostris (white-beaked dolphin), 1083 nucleotides long. It is a transcript of the gene DNAJC27, whose product is annotated as DnaJ heat shock protein family (Hsp40) member C27. The transcript is spliced from 7 exons. Gene Ontology annotation, molecular function: GTPase activity; GTP binding. The coding region runs from base 108 to 929 and encodes 273 amino acids. The record is from RefSeq and is a predicted model, not a curated record. NCBI's taxonomy places the organism in Eukaryota, Metazoa, Chordata, Mammalia, Artiodactyla, Delphinidae.
GUGGUGACGAGAGUAGCAGUUCCGCCAUUGGUCGAGGAAGCGUGAGGGACGGGCCAGCGUGGGGAGCAAGGAGAGACCAAGGCGGUGGCCCCGAGAGAGCCAGAGCAAUGGAGGCCAACAUACCGAAGCGGAAGGAGUCUGGCAAAUCCCUGCGUAUCAAAGUCAUCUCCAUGGGCAACGCUGAAGUGGGAAAAAGCUGUAUUAUAAAGCGAUACUGUGAGAAAAGAUUUGUGUCUAAAUACCUUGCAACAAUUGGAAUUGACUAUGGAGUCACAAAGGUACAAGUCAGAGACAGAGAAAUCAAAGUUAACAUCUUCGAUAUGGCUGGACAUCCCUUCUUCUACGAGGUUCGUAAUGAGUUUUACAAGGACACACAGGGUGUGAUACUGGUCUAUGAUGUUGGGCAGAAAGAUUCCUUUGAUGCCCUUGAUGCAUGGCUGGCAGAAAUGAAGCAAGAUCUUGGACCUCAUGGAAACAUGGAAAAUAUUGUAUUUGCAGUGUGUGCCAACAAGAUCGACUGUGCUAAGCACCGCUGUGUUGAUGAAAGUGAAGGACGUCUUUGGGCUGAAAGCAAAGGGUUCCUGUACUUCGAAACCUCGGCUCAAACUGGAGAAGGGAUCAGUGAGAUGUUCCAGACCUUUUAUGUAUCCAUAGUUGAUUUAUGUGAAAACGGCGGGAAACGUCCUAUCACAAAUAGCAGUGCUAGUUUCACCAAAGAACAAGCAGACAGCAUUCGCAGAAUUCGCAAUAGUAAAGAUAGUUGGGACAUGCUGGGAGUCAAACCUGGGGCCUCAAGAGAUGAAGUCAAUAAAGCAUAUCGGAAACUUGCUGUGCUGCUUCACCCUGACAAGUGUGUAGCACCUGGUAGUGAAGAUGCCUUCAAAGCCAUUGUGAAUGCCCGAACAGCCCUCCUGAAAAACAUCAAAUAGAAAGUAGAAAAAAAAAGACAAGUGUGGGCCUCGAGUCCAAACAGACUUUCCCUAGAGGUAAAGUAGCCAACAUGGGUUUUUCCUCCACAAAAUCUUAGAGCUCUUUUCACUCAUGUGCUGUCAUUUGUAAAUCAGUAAUUCGGGUGCCUGUUAC